CUUGUCUCGUGUAGAUGAGGUCACUGGUCUUCUUUCCUCAUGGAGCCGACCUUCUUCCUUUUUCUUUAAAUUAGUCCCUGCGCCGCAGUCUUGUGAAAUCCUUCACUACACGCAGCCUGCCCCCUCUGCUCUCGAAUUGCUCUUCGUCUAUACCUGCCAAACAAGCGUGGAGCUAUCGCCAAUCCCACCAACACCCACGCCGACUCCUCCUCCUCCUCGAUUUUCGCAUUGAUUAUUUGCCAGCUACGGGCAGCAAGACGUAGCCCGUCAUGGGCUCUUCAUACGGUCGGCCGGAUUUACCGCCGCAGCAGAUAUACCCCCCUCCACAACCUCCGCAACUACAUUCAAGCAUGCCGCCGCCCCAACAGACCUAUCAGCACCACCAACAGUCCCAGCAUGGCCAUCCGGCACACCCGCACAACGACCACAGGCAAACACAACACCAAACGCUGCCCAAUAUCCACGGAAUGCAUUCUUCCAUGGAUCAGGCUCCCCACUCUCGUCAUCCUCCGCCCCCUCAUCCUCAUACGAUGCCGCACCAUCUUCCCAACGCACACCCCCAGAUGCAUCUCCCAAGUCACCACAGCAAUAUCGACUCAGUAGGAGGCCCUCCCCCUGGGCAUAACGCAGGACCUGUCAGCCACGAGCAGGGUGCUCGAGUAAGUGGCAGCUCUCUGGCUAGAUUCUCCAAAGUGGACGAAGCUGCCGGCCGCAAGUACAUUCUCGAGGUGGUUCAACAGCCAAAACGUGCGCGCAUGUGUGGCUUCGGUGACAAGGAUCGACGGCCAAUUACACCACCGCCCUGUGUGAGACUUGUGAUUUUAGAUAUCAAGACGGGAAAGGAAGUGGAUAUUAGCGAUCUCGAUCCGCUCACCUUUGUUCUGAAUGUUGAUUUGUGGGAUGAAGCUGGAUCACGCGAGGUGAACCUUGUGCGAUCUGCCACGGGCGGCAGCGGUCCCUCGGCACAUAAUAGUGGUUCAAACCUGCAAACAUAUUCAUAUGGACCUACGAAUAGUACGGAAAUGAGCCAUGGACAGUAUCAGCCUCAACAUCCUCUUUCUCCGUCGCGAGAGGGAGGCUACAAUCCUCCACCACAAGUUGCGUACCCCGCAGAUUAUCCUCUUCAAAGCGCCUACACUCAACCAUCACCGCAAUAUAACAACCCAGCAUAUCCGUCUGGGCCCGGUUAUUAUCCCCAGGCUCAAUAUCGCCAGGACUCUGGCCCGGCGCCGUCUUAUAGCCGAGCAGGCUCAGCAGCUCCGUCAAAUUAUCCCACAUACAGUUCCUCAGCCAGAUCAUCGCUAUUGUCUAGCCAGCCACAGGGCAUGUCAUCAAGAAACUUGAUCGGAAGCGUUGCCGUUUCAGCUUUCCGGCUUGCAGACACGGAAAACCGGAUAGGUAUAUGGUUCGUUCUCCAAGACCUGAGUGUUCGUGUUGAAGGUCCUUUCAGGCUUCGCUUUUCUGCAGUUAACGUGGCCCGAACCAACAAGACACCAAGGGAUGGAAGCAACCCACAAGUCAACACUGGGCGAGUACCACUCUUGGCCUCAGGUUUCAGUGAUGUGUUUACUGUCUAUUCUGCGAAAAAGUUCCCUGGUGUUUGUGAAAGCACACCACUAAGCAAGCGAUUCGCGGUACAAGGUGUCAAAAUCCCUAUUCGAAAGGAUGGUGCCUCUAAGGGAGAGGAUGAUGAUUAUUAUGGAGAAUAGGACACUGUUCUAUUUAUGAUUUGGAUUUACUGGCGGCAGCCUGUUUCAUUUUAUGCGUAUACCCCCAAAGCAGAGCAUCCCUUGACUGCUGACGCUACCACAGCUAGCGAGGAUGACUCGGCAGCCCAUCCAGGCUCCUGUUUAUUAUUAGAUAACUUGCUUCAAUGGAGAUGUAUAAACCAGCGAAAUAAAUUUUACUUUAACUCGUUGAAAAUGCCACCGUCAAAAACCAGCCGAGUCUGGUCUGCUAUGAUGUGGUCCCGUCGUUGGUGAUAAGUUGGCGCCUACGGUCACACGGGCGCCUUGGCGGGACGGCGCUAACGGUGCUUGUCGCAUA
This is a messenger RNA of [Torrubiella] hemipterigena, 2046 nucleotides long. The record is from the annotation of a GenBank genome assembly. NCBI's taxonomy places the organism in Eukaryota, Fungi, Ascomycota, Sordariomycetes, Hypocreales, Clavicipitaceae.